This is a messenger RNA of Daucus carota subsp. sativus, 2494 nucleotides long. RefSeq names its product 8-hydroxygeraniol dehydrogenase. The coding region runs from base 1158 to 2375 and encodes 405 amino acids. The record is from RefSeq and is a predicted model, not a curated record. Gene Ontology annotation, molecular function: zinc ion binding; cinnamyl-alcohol dehydrogenase activity. NCBI's taxonomy places the organism in Eukaryota, Viridiplantae, Streptophyta, Magnoliopsida, Apiales, Apiaceae. The transcript is spliced from 3 exons. Gene Ontology annotation, biological process: lignin biosynthetic process.
GCUGAUAUUCUUUGGGGCUUGUAAAUCUGUGGCAAAUUAUAAAAAUUACAAAAGAUCCUUUUUUAUAUAUACAAUAUACUUUCAUGUAUCUUAUGUAGUUGUGUGUUUAAUUAAAGUGCACCUAUAGUAAAUAUUGAAUCUGCUUGUGUUGUAGCCCGCAGUCCAUUGUUUUGGUUGUAGUAACACUUAGUAUAAUCCAUGAGUUUAAGGGGUUUGCAAUUUUUUAUGUCGUAAAUGUGGAGAUGUCUUCGGCUAUUCUCUUCUUUUUCCUUGUCUAGAUAUAGAUCCCUAAUGAGAAUUUGAAUUGUGAAUUAAGACUUUACCAUCUAAUGAGAAAAGAUAAAACUUAAUAGAUAAAGUUAUACUUCGUGAACCUGGAUCAGACUUUUUUCAAAAGUGAUACAUCAAUUUGUCAGCUUCGUGUCAUGCGUAUUUUGUAACUAGUGGAUCACCCCUACUAGAUCAUGUGCAUAUGGAGGUUGGCAUCUUGUCAAGCAAUGUUUUUAAAGUUUAAAAACUACACUGCAAUUUAAAAUGUGUCACUCUGUAUAGGUCUUUUUAUUUCUGAUUCGCAAAUUUGUUGAUUUUAAAAUAAAUAUGCAGAAGGUAAUGCUGUGAAGCUACAAUGCAUAAGGAAAGAUAUAAUUAAUACCUUAUACUUAUUGUACAGUUUAUAUGGACACAAGAAAAGAAUAUUUUUUUUUGCCUUGGCUCUUUGAACUUGCAUCUAACUUUAGUCGCUCGUUUGAGUUUGCUAUAUGCUUAAUCUUCACAGUUGGCACAAUAUUUACCGUAUCCAGAAAAUGUACUUUUUCCCCUCAUAAGAUGUCAUAUGAGGUAUUAGAAAUAUAUACGAUUGUACAUCAUAGACAAACAAUCUUUCUUCUCUCUUUACUUUGUUUAUUUUUCACAUAAACAAGAAAAGAAUCUGGGUAACAUUCUCAGAUGGUUGUCUCCCAUAAUGUCUUUCUCCCACCAAUAUAAAUCUUGGAUGUUGGUCUUUUUAGUUCAUGCUCAUAUGCUCAUAGUUGCAACAAUAUAUUAAACAGUUCAGCUUUCUAAUUGAUCAUAAUUGUGCGACGAUCCAGCCACUGAUAUAUUAUCUGCUUCUGGUGAUAAGUUAAAGUUCUUGAAUUAAAAAACUGAAAAGGCAGCAAAUGGCGAUGGAGUACAUUAAACGAUUUCUUCAACUACUUAAAUGCAUAUGGAAACAAAGAGGCAUUGGUUUCAGAAGAAUAGGAAAUAGUGCAGAGCUUAAUGCAGUAAAUGAACAUCCAAUGAAGGCUUUUGGAUGGGCAAGCAGAGAACAAUCUGGGACACUUUCUCCAUUCAAGUUCUCCAGAAGGGCUACUGGCAUUAAAGAUGUGACUUUCAAGGUGUUGUUUUGCGGAAUCUGUCAUACAGAUCUUCAUAUGGUUAAAAAUGAGUGGGGAUCAUCUAAAUAUCCUCUUGUUCCAGGCCAUGAGAUUGUGGGUAUAGUAACAAAAGUUGGUAAAAAGGUUCAGAAAUGCAAAGUUGGGGACAAAGUAGGUGUUGGAUGUAUGGUUGGAUCAUGCCGUACAUGUGCUGAUUGUAAGAACAAUCUUGAGAAUUACUGCCCUAAAAUGAUUCUCACUUAUGGUUCAACUUAUUUGGAUGGAUCCACCACUUAUGGAGGUUACUCUGAUACUAUGGUUGUCGACGAGCACUUUGUAAUUCGCUGGCCUGAAAAUUUGCCUCUUGAUUGUGGUGCUCCUCUUCUAUGUGCGGGUAUCACAACUUACAGCCCCCUGAAACAUUUUGGACUCAAUAAGCCUGGAAUGCAUAUUGGUGUUGUUGGUUUAGGUGGUUUAGGCCAUGUAGCUGUGAAAUUUGCAAAGGCUUUUGGCGCUAAAGUGACAGUGAUCAGUACCUCCCCUAGCAAACAGAAAGAAGCCAUUGAGAAUCUGGGUGCUGAUUCAUUUUUAGUUAGUCGUGAUACAGAAGAGAUGAAGGCCGCAAAGGGGACAAUGGAUGGGAUUCUUGAUACUGUUUCUGCUGUACAUCCAUUGUUGCCAUUGCUUGAGCUGUUGAAAAGUCAUGGGAAGCUUAUAUUAGUUGGUGUACCUGCCACACCUCUUGAGUUACCAGCAUAUCCUCUGAUUUCAGGAAGGAAGAUAGUGGCUGGAAGCAGUAUUGGAGGCUUGAAAGAGACGCAGGAAAUGAUUGACUUUGCAGCAAAGCACAAGAUAACCGCGAAAGUUGAGGUCAUUCCUAUGGAUUAUGUAAACACAGCAAUGGAGCGGCUGGCAAAAGGCGACGUUAACUAUCGUUUUGUAAUUGAUGUCGGGAACACUUUGAAAGCAAACAGUCCACCUGAUAUUAUCGUUAAUCGGGCUCCAAGUGAUCCUAUGUAGUCUUAUAAAUAUUCCACUUCUGAUGGUCUGCUAUUCAUGUCUACAUUGUAAUAAAUUGAACUAUUAUAGCAAGUACAUCAAUAAAUUUAUUAAGCCACACUACUUCAUGGUUUACUACA